UGUGUACGUUGUUUACACAUAAUAUUAGCCAAAGAGAAGCAAAUAAAUAAAAUAAAGAUGUAUCGAAUUUUGUUUAUAUAUUUUUCCUCCUCAAGCAUAUUAAUGUCGAUCACUUCAGGCCAUACUUACCCAAUAUUAUCACCUACCAAACUAAUACAGAACUAUGAAGAAAAAUACUUAAAUCCGUUAGAUUCUUUUACCGAAUUAGAAAAAGGAGAGGCGCUGAAUUGUGAAACAACUAAGGAAAUAGAUAGUUCCAACAUAGAAAUAAACAAACACGAAAGGAACAGUGAAACAAAUAAAAAGUGCGGAGUAUUUGAACCUAAAGAACAGGAAUCUAGGAAAUAUGAGCAUGAUGAAGAAGAAAAACGGAAAAAGGAGGAUGGUGAUAAAUUGAAAAAAAGAAAUGGUAAUGAUGAAGAUAGGAACAAAAAAAAGGAAGAAGAAAGUGAUGAAAGUAAUGAUGAAAAAGGAGAAGAGUGGGAAAAAGAAAACGGUCAAGAUGAAGAAGGGAGCGAAGAAAAGAAAGAAGAUGAUGAUGAAAAAGAAGAAGAACGAAAAAAAGAAAAGACUAGUGAUGAAAAAAGGAGCGGAGAAAAGGAAGAAGAAAGUGAUGAAAGUGAUGAUGAAAAAGAAAAAGAACGGGAAAAAGAAAGUGGUCAUGAUGAUGUAGGAGGCGAAGAAAAGAAAGAAGAAAAUUAUGAUGGAAAAAAAGAAGAAUUGGGCGAAAGGAAGGAAAAUGAAAGGGGAGGAAUAGAAACGGAAAGUAAAACAGAAAACGGAAAGAGAAAAGAAAAUGAAGAAAAAAAGAGUAAAGAAGAAAAAAGACAUGAUGAAAAGUAUAUAGAGAAUGAUGUUAACAGAACCGAAAACAAAGUAGUAGCGAAUGAAAAAGAAAAUAAAGAAAGCUCUGGAAUAAAAGGAGAAGAAAAGGUGGAAGAUGAAAAAAAGGGAAAUGAAACACAAAAUAUUAAUCAGAUGAAAAAGAAUGACACAAUUAUCAUUAAAGUUCUUGGCGGUAUCAAUGUACCAGAUAAUAAAAGUAUAACUUUUUAA
This is a messenger RNA of Anoplophora glabripennis (Asian longhorned beetle), 1056 nucleotides long. Its product is annotated as cilia- and flagella-associated protein 251-like. NCBI's taxonomy places the organism in Eukaryota, Metazoa, Arthropoda, Insecta, Coleoptera, Cerambycidae. The record is from RefSeq and is a predicted model, not a curated record. The transcript has 2 exons. Bases 58 to 1056 code for a protein of 332 amino acids.